Messenger RNA from Myxocyprinus asiaticus (Chinese sucker), 3816 nucleotides. RefSeq names its product inhibitor of growth protein 5-like. Gene Ontology annotation, molecular function: chromatin binding. The record is from RefSeq and is a predicted model, not a curated record. Gene Ontology annotation, cellular component: nucleus. The coding region runs from base 64 to 792 and encodes 242 amino acids. The transcript is spliced from 8 exons. Gene Ontology annotation, biological process: positive regulation of DNA-templated transcription; positive regulation of apoptotic signaling pathway. NCBI's taxonomy places the organism in Eukaryota, Metazoa, Chordata, Actinopteri, Cypriniformes, Catostomidae.
UUGUCUCACCUCACGGGCUGGUGUUGUAGAAAAUCACACAGUAAUCCAGUGACGGUGGUCACCAUGGCGACAGCGAUAUAUCUCGAACAUUAUCUUGAUAGCAUUGAAAACCUGCCCUGUGAACUCCAGAGAAACUUCACACUUAUGCGAGAGCUUGACAACAGAGCGGAGGAAAAGAAAGGUGAAAUCGAUAAGCUUGCUGAAGAGUACAUCAGUAACAUCCGAAAUCUGGCCCCAGAUCAGAGAGUAGAGCACCUGCAGAAGAUUCAGAGCGGCUUCAGCAAAUGCAAAGAAUACAGUGACGACAAAGUGCAACUCGCCAUGCAGACGUAUGAGAUGGUGGACAAACACAUCCGCAGACUCGACGCUGAUCUCGCACGAUUUGAGAAUGAGUUGAAGGAGAAGUUAGACGUCAGCGGCUACGAAAGCCCAGACAACAGAAAGCCCAAGAAGUCAGGUGGUAGAGGAGGCCUGAAGGAAAAACGAGGCCCCAAAGGAAGAGGAAGAAAAUGUUCGGACGACGACACACUUCGAAAAAAGAAAAUGAAAAACAGCCCUGAGUUCUCUGAAGCCAUCCUUCCAGUUCACCCGUCAGACGUCUUGGACAUGCCAGUGGACCCCAAUGAACCCACAUACUGCCUCUGUCACCAAGUGUCAUAUGGAGAAAUGAUCGGAUGUGACAACCCUGAUUGUCCUAUCGAGUGGUUUCACUUCGCCUGUGUUGAUCUAACGACAAAACCCAAAGGGAAAUGGUUCUGUCCACGAUGCACCCAAGAUCGAAAGAAAAAAUGAGAUGAACAUUUGUAACGUUGAGAGAUUACAUUUAUAUAUGAAUAAACUUAAAUAUGUAUUGUGGUAAAAUAGGAUAAUAUAUACUCAUUUCUAUAUGGCCAUGAUGAAAUAUUUGAGGGUCACUAGAAACAAAGCUUUUAUUUUUUGAAGUACUUGAAAUGUUUCCAUUUUGUCCGUUUAAGCUUCAUUCUGUCUUGUCAAAAAAAAAAUUCAUACAAUCUUGGAUAUAAUAGAUACAGUUGUGCUCAAAAGUUUGCAUACCCUUGGAGAAUUGGGAAUAUAAGUACCAUUUUUAAAGAAAACAUGAGUGAGCAGGCAAAACACAUUUCUUUUAUUUCUUAUGGGAUUCAUAUUCAACUGUAGGUUAUAACAGAAUGGCACAAUCAUAAAACAAAACAUGGCAACAAAGAAAAAAAUGAAAUGACCCCUGUUCAGAAGUCUGCAUACCCUUAGUUCUUAAUACUGUGUAUUGCCCCCUUUAGCAUCAAUGACAGCGUGCAGUCUUUUGUAAUAGUUGUCUAUGAGGCCCCAAAUUCUUGCAGGUGGUAUAGCUGCCCAUUCGUCUUGGCAAAAUGCCUUCAGGUCAUGCAAAGUCUUUGGUCGUCUUGCAUGAACCGCACGUUUGAGAUCUCCCCAGAGUGGCUCGAUGAUAUUAAGGUCAGGAGACUGUGAUGGCCACUCCAGAACCUUCACCUUUUUCUGCUGUAACCACUGAAGGUUCAACUUGGCCUUGUGCUUAGGGUCAUUGUCGUGCUGGAAAGUCCAAGAGCGUCCCAUGUGCAGCUUUCGUGCAGAAGAAUGCAAAUUGUCUGCCAGUAUUUUCUGAUAACAUGCUGCAUUCAUCUUGCCAUCAAUUUUCACAAGAUUCCCCGUGUCUUUAGAGCUCACACACCCCCAAAACAUCAGUAAGCCACCAACAUGCUUCACAGUGGGGAUGGUAUUCUUUUCACUAUAGGCCUUGUUGAUCCCUCUCCAAACAUAGCGCAUAUGGUUGUGACCAUAAAGCUCUAUUUCGGUCUUGUCACUCCAAAUUACUGUGUGCCAGAAGCUGUGAGGCGUGUCAAGGUGUUGUCGGGCAUAUUGUAACCGGGCUUUUUUGUGGCAUUGGCGCAGUAAAGGCUUCUUUCUGGCAACUCGACCAUGCAGCUCAUUUUUGUUCAAGUAUUGUCAUAUUGUGCUCCUUGAAACAACCAUAUCGUCUUUUUCCAGAGCAGCCUGUAUUUCUCCUGGGGUUACCUGUGGGUUUUUCUUUGUAUCCCGAACAAUUCUUCUGGCAGUUGUGGCUGAAAUCUUUCUUGGUCUACCUGACCUUGGCUUGGUAUCAAGAGAUCCCCGAAUUUUCCACUUCUUAAUAAGUGAUUGAACAGUACUGACUGGCAUUUUCAAGGCUUUGGAUAUCUUUUUAUAUCCUUUUCCAUCUUUAUAAAGUUCCAUUACCUUGUUACGCAAUUCUUUUGACAGUUCUUUUCUGCUCCCCAUGGCUCAGUAUCUAGCCUCCUCAGUGCAUCCACAUGAGAGCUAACAAACUCAUUGACUAUUUAUACACAGACACUAAUUGCAAUUUAAAAAGCCACAGGUGUGGGAAAUUAACCUUUAAUUGCCAUUUAAACCUGUGUGUGUCACCUUGUGUGUCUGUAACAAGGCCAAACAUUCAAGGGUGUGUAAACUUUUGAUCAGGGCCAUUUGGGUGAUUUCUGUUAUCAUUAUGAUUUAAAAAGGAGCCAAACAACUAUGUGAUAAUAAAUGGCUUCAUAUGAUCACUAUCCUUAAAUAAUAGACAGUUUUUUUGCAUGACCAGUCAUAUUUUCAAAAUCAGUGCCAAAAUUUCACAAUUUCUGCCAGAGUAUGCAAACUUUUGAGCACAACAAUAUAUGAUAUAUAUAUUUUCCUCUUUACUUAACAAUUGGUAUGUAGCUUUUUCUUACCCUUUCAUUUACAAAGCUUCAAGCAUCCAAGCUUUCGCUCAUAAAAUGUUUUUUAAACGGCACGCCGUUUAGAGCAAAUCCGCAAAUUUGCCCAUAAUCUAGAGGAUUUACUUGGAAUAAAAACGUUUGACUUGCUGAAUGCAGGCAAUGUACGAUUUGUAUUCAGCUGUAAACUUUAUUUUCUUGCACUCAAAGUACAAUGUGACUACUUUUCUGGUGACCACCAUUUUACCACCAGUUUAAGCAAAGAGAAACUUUGAAUUGCAAAUGAGAUAUUUUAUUGUUCAGAGUCACUGAACAAAUCAUUGAACAGAACUCGUGGGACGUAAGUGUCAUCAUUUGAAUGCUUUUCCACUUGAGUUGGACAAUCGAAUUCCACUCCAUUCCAGUUUGAGAUCGCCUUGUUCCCGAGAUAUUUUAUAGAACUCAAUGCAACCGUAAUUGAGACUACUGCUUUUUGAACUCCAGCGACAUGAGAACAACAGAAUACAUGCUAAUUCUUAUUGUGUUUGUUCCACGUCUGAAUGUUUUAAACGAUCGAUUUUGGCAGUAUCUGCCAUCUCUUUUCUCCUGCAGCUUUGAUGCACUUUUUUAAUCGACCAGACUCGGCACUUAUGACCAGAAUGCUUUUUGAAUUUGCUGUGUAGUCCUGCACUUGUGAUACGACUCGCAGAGAAUGAGACACGAUUGCCAUUUUUUACUGCCAAUUGCGUUAUAGGUCGUAAAAAUGCGCAAACAGUUGCGAUGGCACAAAAAAUGUCAGAGGAUUUACCAAAGUGAGAUUAAGUAGUGUUAGCACUGUUUUAAGCUACACUGCUGUUGUAUUAUUUCUAUGACUCUAUAUGUGAUCCAAAUAUAAAACAUGCAAUAUUGCAUUAUUAUAUUACUGUGCGAAUGAACAGUACAAUUGAAAAUCUUAAAAUUGUGUCAUAUCAUUAGUGGGUAGAAUCCACUAGGUUGAAAGUGUGAAAAUCAAGUAACGUUUUGUGUGUGUGUGUUUUUAUUUUUAUUUUUUAUGUUUAACUAUCCUAGAAUCUAUGGACUAGAUGUACCGUACAGCUUUUCGUAAAAACAAAUAAAUAUUUACCAUUUAAAACUU